Molecule: messenger RNA, 2613 nt
Organism: Phycodurus eques (leafy seadragon)
Lineage: Eukaryota; Metazoa; Chordata; Actinopteri; Syngnathiformes; Syngnathidae
Product: neuronal acetylcholine receptor subunit beta-2-like
Exons: 6
Coding region: 679-2169 (496 amino acids)
Biological process (GO): signal transduction; nervous system process; monoatomic ion transmembrane transport
Cellular component (GO): postsynaptic membrane; neuron projection; synapse
Molecular function (GO): transmembrane signaling receptor activity; acetylcholine-gated monoatomic cation-selective channel activity
Source: RefSeq, a predicted model, not a curated record
AACACAAGCCAGUCUUUGUAAUGAUUUUUGUCUUGAUCAAGAAAGAGAAGGGAAGAGUAUAUUUGGUUUGUACUUUUAGAAUAACUUCAAAAGAGUCCAAGGUUAUAUUCAGAAACAUUUAAUCAGCUUAAUGAAUCAUGCCACCAAUUCUUCUUUUCACUUUGAAAUAUUCAUCCCUGAGAGAAUAUCUCGGGUAGUUUUUCUCACAGAUGUUUUCUCACAACUAAGUGACCCCCGGCUGGGAAGCGCAUUGGGCGGGCUGCAGAGCCACGAGAAGACGGGGGAGCUUGAAUCUUUUAUCGGAGGAAUGACCACGUUGCGGAGAGAACGAUUGUGACACUGCUGCUUGCUCCUGCAUGGCCGCACAUUUCUCCACUCGACUCCCCGUUUGCAUCGGCCAAGAGGACAGAAAACAAGGUGGGGGACGCUGUGCUCUUUUUAGCCGGGUGCCGCUGCGCACAUUCGGUGCGCUCCUGCAGACUGACUGCGCCCAGGCUGCGGUCAGCGGAGCUCUCCAUGCAUCCGAGCCGCAGAUAGACACUUUGCUCCGGCGGGAUUCCACGCAUCGACGCCCUUUUAUAAUCCAUUAUUGUUUCACUCCGAGCCUCGAGUGAAAGAAGAGCACAAAAACAGCCUCAUCUGCAAGUUUACGCGCGUCGACUGUGCAGCCGCUGCACGAUGGCGGUGACGGCGAAAGCGGCGCUGCUUCUCCUGAUUGUCACCGUCUCACAAACUGCCUUUUGUGCAGAGGUGGAGGAGCGUCUGGUGGGUCACCUGUUGUCAGGUGACCGAUACAACAAACUGAUCAGACCGGCCGUCAACAACAGCCAGCAAGUCACCAUUUACAUCCAAGUGUCUCUCGCUCAGCUGAUCAAUGUGAAUGAGAGGGAACAGAUCAUGACCACCAACUGUUGGCUCACUCAGGUGUGGAACGACUACAGAUUAAUGUGGGACCCCGAUGAGUAUGAUGGCAUCAAGAAAAUCCGCCUCCCGACACAACACAUUUGGCUGCCAGACAUCGUCCUCUACAACAAUGCUGACGGCACCUAUGAAGUCUCCUUCUACUCCAAUGCUGUGGUCUCUAACAAUGGCGAGGUGGCCUGGCUCCCUCCCGCCAUCUACAAGUCGGCCUGCAAGAUUGAAGUCCGCGACUUUCCCUUUGACCAGCAGAACUGCACCCUUAAGUUUCGCUCGUGGACGUACGACCACACUGAGAUCGACCUCAUCCUCCUGAGUGACUUUGCCAGCCGCGACGAUUUCAAACCCAGCGGCGAGUGGGAUAUUGUGUCACUGCCAGGACGCAAGAAUGAAGACCCAGAUGACAUCAGGUACCUGGACAUCACUUAUGACUUCAUCAUUAAGAGAAAACCUCUCUUCUACACCAUCAACCUGAUCAUCCCCUGUAUUCUGAUCACAUCUUUGGCCAUUCUGGUCUUCUACCUGCCAUCAGACUGUGGUGAGAAGAUGACGCUUUGCAUCUCUGUGCUCCUGGCCCUCACUGUGUUUUUACUUCUUAUCUCAAAGAUUGUGCCACCCACAUCUUUAGCAGUGCCUCUGAUCGGGAAGUACCUGAUGUUUACUAUGGUGUUGGUCACCUUUUCCAUCGUCACCAGUGUUUGUGUGCUCAACGUCCACCAUCGCUCCCCUAGUACGCACACCAUGCCUCCUUGGGUCAAACGCAUCUUUAUGUAUCAACUUCCCUCCUAUCUUUUCAUGCGAAGACCUGGAAGAUCCAACAUACGUGAGAAGUUCCGGAAAAAAUACCAACAACAAUCGUACUCUGAGAAGAAAGCGGGUGCAGAUGCGGGGACAGGUUCUGUGGGACUGGCAGACUCCUCGUCAUCCUUCUACGUCAACGAGGAGUCGGCCAAACGCUGGCCGUUCAGCGACUUUGCCGACAACACAGAGUUCAGGAAGAGGACGACACUGAAAAGCAGCAUUGAUGUGGAGGAUGCCGUGGACGGCGUGCGCUACAUUGCCGACAAAAUGAAGAGUGAGGACGACGAUGAAGGGAUCAUUGAGGAUUGGAAGUACGUGGCGAUGGUGAUUGACCGCCUCUUCCUGUGGAUCUUUGUUUGUGUAUGUGUGGUGGGAACCGUGGGCCUCUUCAUGCAGCCUCUGUUCCAGAGUUACAACACCCCCAUUGUUGAAGACAUGGACCAGAACUGAAGGGUGACACCUGAACUUGGAAAAAAAGUCAACCUUAAUUCUUACCCUCCUCUUCAAAGCGCCAAGCCAAUCUUUUUAUCACAUGACUUUACUUACAGUAUGUCCUCCUCACCUGACACUCUGAUGCACUUUAGCCCUCUUCCUCCAGCACCUAUUUGCCACCUGACCUCACUCUCCAGCCUUUUCAACCUCAACUUGUCCUGCCAUAUUCUGAUCCAACAGGAGAUAUAAGAUGUAUCUAGUUUUGAUGAAGAAACUGCUGGGUUUGUUGGUCUCAGUUGAUCCAAGUCAGUAAUAGUGUAACUCAGGUUUACAGGUUUUUGCUGAUCUUUGGGACCAAUUUUAGCAUCAUUGGGUCAAAAUUGAGCUUCCUUUUAUGACCCCCUGAUUCCAUUAUUAAUUCAUAUUGACAUUACCUAGUAACCUAGUUCAUCUUAAGGGUGU